Messenger RNA from Mixia osmundae IAM 14324, 576 nucleotides. RefSeq lists its product as uncharacterized. Gene Ontology annotation, biological process: endoplasmic reticulum to Golgi vesicle-mediated transport. The record is from RefSeq and is a predicted model, not a curated record. Gene Ontology annotation, cellular component: endoplasmic reticulum membrane. The transcript has 4 exons. NCBI's taxonomy places the organism in Eukaryota, Fungi, Basidiomycota, Mixiomycetes, Mixiales, Mixiaceae. Bases 1 to 576 code for a protein of 191 amino acids.
AUGGGCAUCAGGACCGGAGUGCUGCUGUUUGCUAGCUCCUUCCUGCUCGGUGCAUUCUUUACACACUGGUCAGUGGAUUACAAAACACUCUGGACGAGCAAGCUGCUCGAUUCAUCAGUCAAGUCUGCACACAUCUACUAUCAUGACUUGGUGAGGGCACCAGCAUGGGUCAGCCUCAUCCUAUACGGCGUCUCCGUGCUCGGCUUGGGCUCCACGCUCGCAAAGAUGGUAGAGAUGAACCAGUCAACGCUCCUCUUCGACGGAGCCAGCCUAUUCCUCCAGCUGACCACGCUCGCCACGUAUCACUUUGACAUCCGCAACGCCUUUGACUUGCUUCCGCCGCUCUCAGCAGGAUCAGCAGCGAGUGCAGCCCUCGUUGGCGUACUCAAGGAGCUAGCGAGCGCUCAUACCAUCAUUGCAGUCGCUCUGACGGGCGUCAUCGGGCUUCAGGCGGGUCAGUUUUACGCGGACAAGGUACCCCCGACGGUGCCUCAGUCGACAGCGUCAUCCGUGCCUACUUCGCCCGUCCAGCCGAGUACACCGAACAUGCCCUCUUCGCCGCGAAAACGAAAGUAG